GAGUAUUUGAAAAAUGGCAGCGCCCAUGGUGAAAGUGUUGAGGAGAAGAAUUAUCAAUACAAGUGCAAUAAAUAACCACAGUAGAUAUGUUUCAAGUGCUGAACAUAUUUGGGACAGUAAACUAGAUCAUAACAAAUGGCCCACAAAAGUCAUAUCAUAUAGAAUGUUCAUGAAUAAAAGGCAGAAUGAAGCAUCCAGAUCUGUUUUAGUUAAGAUAAACAACAAACAUAAUGUUGAAACAGUAUGUAGACAGCUUAAAGAUGUGGGAGCUGUUUCUAAUGCUCUCCUUUAUAAGAAUAUAUUGUUAGUAGAAUUUGAAAAGCAGGAUAGUGUGAAAAAGGUUUUAUCUAACCUAGGUAUAGCCCCACCACCAAGUAGGCCUAACCUAACUACUUUACCUUUAGAAUCACGACUAUUAAUGUCUGCUGAUCAAGAUUCUAACAGUAAACUUUACAUGAAGAAAGGAGUGAAUAUACAGAAUGAACCUAACCAUCAAAAAUUGGAUGCACAGAAACUGAAUGAGUUGAAAUCAGUUUCUGAACAGGUGGAAUUUCUGCAUUCAACACAAAAAUUGUCAGAAUUUGGCUUGAGGUACAGAUUUUUUGCCAGUUCUGUAAUAGAGGAGUUUUUAUCACCAACAUUCUAUAGGUGUAAAAUUGAACCAUUUGGUUCUUGUGUAAAUGGAUUUGGUUCACAAACAUCAGAUUUAGAUUUAGGUAUAAAUACUGUUUCUAGAAAGAAGAAAUCAGGAUUCAAUGUAGAAUUUAUGCAUAGCAAUGAAUAUAAUUUAGGUAGAAUUCACAAAUUGUUGAGGGAAUUUUUACCGUUUCUAUCUAAUUUAUAUUAUGUUCGUCAUGCUCGAGUUCCUAUUAUAAAAUGUAAUCUGGGAUUACUGGAUGUAACCUGUGACCUCAGUGAUUCUAAUUUGUCAGGGUCCAAGAUGUCUGAAUUAUUAUAUCUAUACAGUCAACUCGACCCAAGAGCCCCACCUUUAGCAUCUAUAAUUAAAGUAUGGGCCAGUCAUCAGGGUGUCACAAAGUCUGGACCUGGAUCAUGGCCAAGUAAUUUUAUGCUACUUAUGAUGGUCAUAUUCUUUCUACAGAGUAAAUCAACCUUACCAUCAAUAUCUACUAUGGCUUCAGCAUUAGGCAAGAAGAACAAUGUAUCCCCAGUUGAUCUGUCAUUUUCUUUGACUAACAUAGAAAGAUUUGUUUCUAAUGAUAACAGACAUCAAACUUUAGAGGAACUUCUUGUUGAAUUUUUUCAGUUUUAUUUAAAAUUUGACUUUAAAUUAAAAGGAUUUUCUCUGAUAACAGGGGAACAGGUUGAUAAUGUGAACAAUUCAGCUAUGUAUAUUGAAAAUCCUUUUGUAAUUGGUCAUAACAUAGCCACAAAUGUGAAAUUAAGGAAUUUAAUGAUAAUGAAGGACAGAAUGGAAUCUUCGUUGAAAGAUUUGGAAAGUUUAGAUAUGGGAAUCAUUCCACUUGUGUGUGGUGAAAUGAAUGUUAAAAAUAGGGUAAAGGAAAAUGUGUUGAAUGUGGCAUCCUUAUAUACAACAGUAUCCGAAACAGAAAGUGAGAAUAGUGAUUCUAGUAACUUAACAGAUGAAAUGUGUACAGAUAAAGUGACAAACUUUGAUACAAAUGCAAGUGAUAUUAAUACAUCAACAACUGAAUCUAAUCUUACAAAAGACAAGCUGCUUGAAAGGAAUAGUGUGUAGGGUGACUUAUUAUAUACAAAAUUGUAAAGUUUUUAACUAAUCAGAGGGUAGGGAGGCCGAAUGAUUUAAGGUGUGUUUGUUAGACCAAAAGGUCUAUCAUUGAGUCUAGUGGCGUGGUUUCAAUUUUCCACUUGUACAUUACAAGGAAUAGGGUCUCCAGGUCCUCCAGUUUCCGCCCACAUCUAAAGAACCCUACGCCUUAAGGUGAAUUAUUGAAUUAAAAUUAAACCAUGUUUUAAGAUAUGUCACAUACAAAUUUAAAGGUCUUUGGAUACAGAAGUAUUGCAUAUCUGUACUCUUGAUUUCUCGACCCAUGUCUCAUUUUCCAAUAACCAGUUACAUAUAGUCAAUGAACAAUAAAAUAAUGCCAAUAAAUAUUAUAUUUUAUACUCUACAUGCUUUAUUUCAUCUAUAGUCAGAGAACUCGGAUCUGUACAAUAAUGCCAAUUACUAUUAUAUUUUAUACUCUACAUGCUUUAUUUCACAAUAUAUCCCCAUUAUUAUACAAAUCAGGUUCCAAUUUCACAAAACACAUGUAAGCUGCAGGACAUAUUUGAAAUAGCACAAGAAGUAUUUCAAAAACAUUUUUUAGUGCCAUAUGAAUUUGAAUUUGUUUGAUUAAAGAAAAUGGAAAUACUGGACAACUA
Molecule: messenger RNA, 2367 nt
Organism: Patella vulgata (common limpet)
Lineage: Eukaryota; Metazoa; Mollusca; Gastropoda; Patellidae
Product: poly(A) RNA polymerase, mitochondrial
Exons: 9
Coding region: 14-1720 (568 amino acids)
Biological process (GO): mitochondrial mRNA polyadenylation
Molecular function (GO): poly(A) RNA polymerase activity
Source: RefSeq, a predicted model, not a curated record